CUGGAGAAAUAUUUUCUCUUGACAAUCAGAAAUCGACGAGCCUCUCUUUUGACUCCAGAGUAGACUGAAACUCUUUAUAAAUAGCUACCAUAUGGAGCUGAAAGGCAUUAUAUGAUAAAAGAAAGCAGAGGCAAUGGGGAGUACAAAAAGUGAGAGAUACUUUGUUUUCAUGAACUAUGAUCCUGAAUACGAGCGCCUUCGAGCUGAUCGGACAAAGAGAGGGGCUUAUGAGCUUGAUAUGUAUCUAAGCAGGAAGCAUGAUGAGUUAUUGGCAAACACCCUUGAGCAUGGCAGCUACGAGAAGAAAAUAUCUUUGGUCAUUGUUGAUGGCUUUGCAGUAGAAAUCACCGAAGAUCAGGCCAGUGUGCUUAGAUCUGCUAGUGGGGUGAGAGUUGUGGAGAAGAAUCAAGAGCUUCCUAGUUAAUUAUCAAGGAGUUACAAGGUAGGGUAUCCACCAUGCAGGAAAGAGCUGCAGUAAAUUUGGUGUCCCAUGAGUUUCUAUAUACAAACUCAUCUGUAUACAUGGAGGUUGGGAUUACUUAUCUCAAAGAACAAAAUCAGACAUAUAAUAAUGCUGGUGAACACUAGGGAGAUAAAUAUGUAGCAUCAUGGUGCUAUCUUAACAAUCCUGUUCCCUCAUUAGUUAGAUGGGAUUUCUUCAUUAAUGAUGACCGAGUAGUAUUGAAAGUAUUGGAAUCUAUGUAUUAAGUUUUGGAAGAUUAAUGAUAUCAAAAUGAACGCUGGAAAAGCUUAUUUUAA
This is a messenger RNA of Populus trichocarpa (black cottonwood), 759 nucleotides long. RefSeq names its product subtilisin-like protease SBT2.5. The transcript has 3 exons. Bases 134 to 424 code for a protein of 96 amino acids. The record is from RefSeq and is a predicted model, not a curated record. NCBI's taxonomy places the organism in Eukaryota, Viridiplantae, Streptophyta, Magnoliopsida, Malpighiales, Salicaceae.